AUGGAGGACUCGGGAAAGACUUUCAGCUCCGAGGAGGAAGAAGCUAACUAUUGGAAAAACCUGGCUAUGACCUACAAGCAGAGGGCAGAGAACACGCAAGAGGAGCUCCGAGAAUUCCAGGAGGGAAGCCGAGAAUAUGAAGCUGAAUUGGAGACGCAGCUGCAACAAAUUGAAACCAGGAACAGGGACCUGCUGUCAGAAAACAACCGCCUUCGCAUGGAGCUGGAAACCAUCAAGGAGAAGUUUGAAACACAGCAUUCUGAAGGCUACCGGCAGAUCUCAGCCUUAGAGGAUGACCUUGCCCAGACAAAAGCCAUUAAAGAUCAACUUCAGAAAUACAUCAGAGAGCUGGAGCAAGCCAAUGAUGACCUGGAAAGAGCCAAACGGGCCACGAUCAUGUCUCUUGAGGACUUUGAACAGCGUUUGAAUCAAGCCAUUGAAAGAAAUGCCUUCCUGGAGAGCGAACUGGACGAGAAGGAGAAUCUCCUAGAAUCUGUUCAGCGACUGAAGGAUGAAGCCAGAGAUUUGCGGCAAGAAUUGGCUGUGCAGCAAAAGCAGGAGAAACCCAGGACCCCCAUGCCCAGCUCUGUGGAAGCUGAAAGGACAGACACAGCUGUACAGGCCACUGGUUCCAUGCCAUCCACCCCCAUAGCUCAUCGAGGACCCAGCUCUAGCUUAAACACACCUGGGACGUUCAGACGUGGUCUGGACGACUCCACUGGGGGGACCCCCCUCACGCCAGCGGCCCGGAUAUCUGCCCUCAACAUUGUGGGAGACCUGCUGCGGAAAGUGGGGGCUCUGGAGUCCAAACUUGCUUCCUGCCGGAACUUCGUGUAUGAUCAGUCCCCAAACCGACCCAGUGGCCCAGCCUCAGGGUGGGGGAGCAAGAACAGAGACGGCGGCGACAGACGGCCAGGCAGCACCAGCGUGCCUCUGGGUGACAAAGGGUUGGGAAAACGCCUGGAAUUUGGGAAGCCGCCUUCAAAUAUUUCCUCACCAUCACUGCCGUCAGCCCAGGGUGUAGUCAAGAUGUUGCUUUAG
Messenger RNA from Lipotes vexillifer (Yangtze River dolphin), 1041 nucleotides. RefSeq names its product nudE neurodevelopment protein 1 (gene NDE1). Gene Ontology annotation, cellular component: centrosome; kinetochore; kinesin complex. Lineage: Eukaryota; Metazoa; Chordata; Mammalia; Artiodactyla; Lipotidae. The record is from RefSeq and is a predicted model, not a curated record. Gene Ontology annotation, biological process: mitotic centrosome separation; centrosome localization; cell migration. Bases 1 to 1041 code for a protein of 346 amino acids. The transcript has 8 exons. Gene Ontology annotation, molecular function: microtubule binding.